Galdieria sulphuraria is the source of this 3841-nucleotide messenger RNA. RefSeq lists its product as uncharacterized. The transcript is spliced from 3 exons. The record is from RefSeq and is a predicted model, not a curated record. NCBI's taxonomy places the organism in Eukaryota, Rhodophyta, Bangiophyceae, Galdieriales, Galdieriaceae. The coding region runs from base 585 to 3788 and encodes 1067 amino acids.
AUUUUCCCACCAAACAGAAAAACUUGUGGGUUUGAGCACAAACGCUAAAAAUUAUUUGGGUUCUGAACAAAAGACUUUUAUUUAUUCCAACUCCAUGUAUGUGACUUUUCAUAACCUUCGCCGCUGUUUUGCUUAUAAGUACCUCGUACCAAACAAAGUUCUUCAAGCACCUUUUGAACGUCGUUCCUCCAACAGUUCUCUGUAAAUAUUUCUUCUCAUCCUUUCUCUCUGUUGCUUCUGUGAACUAUGCACAUAAUAUAUAGUGAAUACAGCAAUCAAGGAAAAUCCUACAAGUGCUAUAGGACCUGAACGUAGAGCCAUAUUUUCUUAUUUGAAUAUCAGCACAACAGCAAUUGUAUAUUCCUUUUGGCCAAAGGCAUUUAACGUUGUCAGUCCACUUCAGUUGUGACAAAAGCAAAAUAACUUUUGAUAUUAUUGUUGUAAUGUGCUCUUUUCCUGACUGUACGCACCAUUGUUUUUAAGUUUUUCUUUGAGAGGGAAUAUUUUCGUUUGUUUCUACGACAGGGUUUGCGCGUGGGAACUCGCUUGAAAAGAAAGUCUCGUUAGAUUUCUUUUCUCCAAAUAUGUUGCAAAACUUGAGGGAAGAAGAUUUGGAGUCGUUCGCCAUAGAUGAUCUUAUUCGGUUCAUUCGAUGCAAAUGUUCCUCGUUGGAAAAUAAUGAAUUUAUGGAAAGAACCUUGGAGCUACUUCCACCUGGAGAAACUUGGAAUAGGAAUACGUGGGAAAAUGUCACCACAGUAUUAGAUGAAUGGGUUUAUUCGUUAAGAUGUUCUAAAGAGCCUGAGUGUACAAGUCGUCUUGUUGGAAACGACAGAUUGGAAGAAUUUGUCAGUGGAGAAGAAGCUUUUGAUAGUUGGGCAAAAGUGUUGAAAUGCAAGUUAUGCUUUCGCUUAGUUAGUGUUGAGAGCUUUGGGAACCAUCUGAUUGUAUUUCACUCCAGUUCAGUACAAAAUUGCGAUGGAGUGCAGCAAUAUAAUGAGACGGAUACUUCACUUGAGAAGGAAGUCAUAAGUAACAAGGAGAGGAAGUUGUCUUUAAAUGUUUAUCGUAAUAUAUGCAGUCCUCUGUCACCGUUUUUUUAUGGUGAUGAUGAAGACGUUGCACAGUUACGACAAAAGGAUAAGGAGAGAAGAAGACAUUUGGAAUGUCGAGUAUUGCAAUACCCGCAGAAUAGAAGGAAGAGAAGAAGGUCGCAAUCUGAAGAUAUUUCUACGUUCUCUUCCAAAUCGAAACUGCAAAAGGAUAAGAAAUCCUCCAACAAUGACUCUCUGAAUGCAAGAAAGGAAGGCUCUGUUCAAGAAACGGAUGAUUUGUUGGCUUCUCUUAUGAAUAUUUGUACAUCAUACGUUGCGGGUAUGCACGAUUUGAACAAAGUUCAACAAGAUCGGGCAUUCUUAAAAGAAUUUCCCAAUCAUGUUGACCUUUCUCAAGAACGUGUACAGAAUGAACGUCACUUUGAGAAUGCGUUACAGUUGCUGGCGAAGAAAAGAAACUUUGAAGGGAAUAAUAUAGAAAGGCAAAGACGUUUGAGAGAUGCUAUUUAUUUAAAUGGGAAGGAUGUUAGAAAUAAUAGUUUUUUGACUGAGUCUGGGUCUUUGCUAGUUUCCAAAGGUGAAGCUGAACUUGCGGUUGCUUCGGCUGUGUUUCGUUCCAAGAUGAAUGCUGUUAGGAUGGAUAAUGGUAGUCCUGAUGUUUCUACGUUAAGGAAUGGCAACAUGAGUUGGAAUAAUGCUUAUUAUCCCAGAGCUACUUCUUCUGCAGCUCCAAGACUAUCGAGACCCAGCCAAGAGAACCGACUGGGUCCAGUCGCUCAAGCGAAUAUACUGGACACAAAGUAUUCAGGGUUAGCACCAACUGGAAAAACUGAAGUCGAGAACAAUGCUUUGAUGGAAGGAAACAACAUUCAGCAUAUGAAAAGUGAAAUGCAGAAUCAUUCAUCGCAUUCCAAAUUGCCAAUUGCGGCUCCAUCUCAAACAGCUUUUUCGUUAUCCUCGCCUUAUUCGAGGCGUUUCGUAUCUUCAAAAGGUUUGCCAAAUAGUAUACCAAACCAUAAUAUGACGCAUAAUUCGUCAUCUCUAUCUCCAGAACAACUGCAACAAGUAACCAUGCAAUCAUCUUCCUUGGGAGGUUCCAAGAUGAAGUAUCCAGCUCAACAUGUAAAUAGCCCAUCAAUGAAAAGUGGUGACUCCAAAGGAAAGCGAAAAUCAACAAAGUCGGUUGAAAAAGGAAAAAGUCUCGGAGAACAAACGAAAAUAUUUUCGAAUCUUUCUGAACAGCAAAGAGAAACUGUAAACAAGUCGAAUACUGAAGUGAUAGCCAAGGAAAAAUUCGAAGGAAUGGAGUGGAAUAUCAAUGCCAUGAAUAUGCUUCGAUCGACUUCUGAUCCAAGUUCAAUGACGAUGUUCACUUCCAAGUCUCCUCGGAUAUUAUCCAAUGCUGGUAUGAAUGCUUCCCAAGAUGCAGCUUUUGCGUUUCCGGAAAAUGUUGGACAAAGACAAGCCCAAUUUGCUUCUAACAAACAAUUGAAUGACUUGGUAGGAUUCGUUGAAAGAAAACUGAAUAAUAACAGGUCACAGCAGUAUGUGACUGAAAGAAGUGGUAUAUCCAAUCCCUAUCAUAGUGGUACUGCUUCUUUUGGUGACGAUCCAGGAAGGAAGGAUUAUCAGGAAAAUGCAACUUCCUAUUAUUCACCUUUGGAGAUUUGGAAGCAGGUAGAUAAAUGCAGUGUUCCUAAAUAUGGAGCAGGUUUUGAAGGUUUAAGAGAAGAGCAGUCGAUGAAGCGUGAAAAUGUAUUACCAAAUAAUUAUAACACACUUUGGAAGGACCAUAUGUCAUCUGUUAAUUUCCCGUUUCAAAGAGGACAACUGUCUCAUAAUAAUUCCAAGUUGAUAUCUCGAAGUUCAUCGAACAAGUCAAACCAUACCUAUGAAGAAGACUAUCUCAACUCAUCUUGGGGGGAUAAUGAAGGAUUAUUUUCUCCCAAGUCUUUUGGGAUGGAUCGAAGUGCCGUAAAACACGAAUACAAUUUGAAUGGCAUACAGCCAAACUAUAUGGAACAAUCACCUAUGCGAGAACUUUCAGAGAGUUCCAUAGAUGCUUAUCAUUCAGGAAUGGAAGUAGCUUCAGAUAUUCAGGGACAGAAAGCUUCUUCUUUCAACGUUGGAAAUGUUCAGUCUAAUAAUAGUUUUCUAUCAACAGACUCAGGUGGACUGAUGCCUGACUCUGCAGCUACUUCUUAUAGACCACUAGUGAAUAAGCCUGGACAGAAUAUUGAUAACCACUACUCGAGGGAACUUUCAAAAACUGUAGGUCCAAGAAAUGGUCAAGUUCCACUGAGAAAUGUUACUUUUGGAAGCUUUGGUUUGAAUACAUUAUCUGCUACAAGUCUUCAAAGAGGUGGAUUUUCUCAUUCUCGCCAAAGUGGACAGCAAACAUCAGAAGAGACAUAUGGAAUUUUGCAAAAUUUACGAGGAGGUGGCAGUCAAUCGCUGUCUUCUUUAAUGGCUUCUUCUGACACAACCGUUUCAUCGAGAAAGGUGAACUUACCCAAUCUUUCAGAAAGAAUAGAUGCUAAACAGUUACAUCGCUUGAACUCUCCAACCGUGGUUUCUUCGACACGUUUGGAUAACCAUUCACCAUCCAUCGACAACCGAUUAACGCUUUCUACUGGUAAUCUUCGAAGAAAGGAGUAUAGGGUUCGAACAAAUAUCCAUGAAGACACGAAUUUUGGCACCAACUCUGAAGAUAUUACAAGAAACCAUCGUUAAUGUUUCCUUUUGUAGUUUUCGUUGAUAACUGUAAUAAAACGAAAGACUUGCAA